CUUGCACACAGUGACUCCUCGCAGAUUUCUCAGCUCAGUUGUGAGCGAGGAAGCAGCAACUAAUCCUUUUAAUAAUGAUUUUCCUCUUGCAGCAUUUCUUCUUGCUGGUCACAGACUUAUUAUUCGCAAUGACCCUUUCCUGCCUCUUUUAUACCUUUGUAUGCGUUUCCUUUGCAUUUUUGACCUGUUCCAUUAUCGUCUCCACCUUUGGCAUUGUGAAGAGGAACGCUGAUGUGAAAGGGAGAGCAAUUGUUAUUCUCGUGUCCAACAGCUCCAUUGGAAGGACAUUUGCAAGGAACCUGGAUAAAGCAGGUUUCAGGGUGUCUGCUGCUCAGUGGCUUCCUCGAGAGGAGGGGACAGCUACAGAAGAAGAGUGGCCUUCAAGCUUGGAGGUGGCCCAGCUCCACAUGACUGAAGAUGAAUACCAGAUGACAGUGAAAACCUUCAUAGAAGACCACUUAUCACUGAAAGGCAUGUAUGGACUGAUGAAGAAGCCAUCAAUCCUGAUAUGGGAAGAAGAACAACCAGACACAUGCAGGUUACCCAAGAGAAAAAACUCUUAUAAAUGUAAGAAGGUUUUCAAGGCUCCAGCCCUCUGCGUUGCAGUCCUCGUUUGCUCACUGAACAGUGUCCUGACUUCCCUGAAGAAGAGAAGCCUGCAGCUCCUUGUGCCUCUGCUGAAGGCCAAAAACUGAGAGGUGAAGCAACAUGCUCACAGCUCAGCCGGGAAGGAAACCCACAGAGCGCUACAUCUUAACGCUGUCAUGCCACAAAGGAAAGAUGCUAUGGGAAGGAGCACAGCUGGGAUGAGAAGUGACAAACUCUUGGCAGGGGAGGAUUAUGAGCAGCGACUUCAAUUGCAGGACAAUGGAAAGCUGUGCAUGAAGACAGAAAGCACCUGCUGAACCACGAGACAGGUCUUCAACUCCCUUGCAAGCCUAAUCUGUAAGGAAGAGGACACCGCAACACUGAAAUUUUGGGUUGUACAGUAUCAUGCUGUACUGUACACACAGGGAUAUGCACAUACAGAGAAAAAACAUGGAGUGAAAGGAAAUAAAGGAAGAAUGCUGCUAGGAAGAAAAAUGCUAGGGCUUGGUUUUCAUUAUCUAGGGCCAGAACUCAGAACUGUCUGACGGAUGAUAUGAGGUGUCACCCACACAGGGAGCUGGGCCCAGAGGGAAAAAGGAAAACUUUCAGAACAGCUUCUCUAAGACAUUAAACCAGUUUAAUAUCAAGCCAGACUGAAAACAAACAUUUUAAUUCCAGAACAUCAAAACAUUGGGAGAGAACAUGCUAAAGUAGAAAAUUCCUGAAUUAAAAGCUUGGGGCUUUAGUCUUUACGUAUUUGGCAAGCAACCCAUUAUAUAAACAAUGCCAAAUCCAUGUAUUCUGCAGAAUGUCCCAGGAAAGAUUUCCUUUAGCCGGAACACCAUUUUGAGGCAGACCUGUCAACUCCCUUGGUGCGUAAUCCCAUUCUGUGCACAUAACCUUGUGCAAUUUCAGCUGAUAACCAUCAUUUUCUCCUCCAAACUAUUGCAGGAGACAUGUGUGGGCUGCUACAGGCUAUUGCUUUUCCCCCAAAGCGACCUUCACUCGAAGGAUGACGCCUGCUUGUAUACACAGUAGCGUUCAUGGUCUGAAAUUACAGACAUUCUGUGAGCAAAGCUGCUGAAGACUUCAGUGGAAGUUUUGCUUGCCCGAGGACAUAGGGAUGGCCUACAUUUAUUUACAAAGCUCUCCAGUCCAUUGGGAUACAGAGAACUACUGUGCACAGGCAUAAAAUUAUGGCUGUGAGGCAAUACGACCAUGAGAUAAAUUAUAACUGCACUUGAAAGUGUGUUUAGCACAAAUUAGCUGUACCAAACUAAAGUUACAGACUGUUGAAUCUAAGGGAUCUGAAUGCCCAGUUGUUUGAAUUGGAUUUGAAUUCCUUAAAUAGUCUCAAACGUUUCAUCACUAAUGUAUAACUGGAAAAAAAUAAAGUAACUUGUUCCUAAGGUCUACAAACCUAGCCAAAAGAUUUUGCCAACAUCUCUUGGGACACAACCCUCUCACCCAUACUGUCAUUAAAAUGAGAGAUUUUUAGAAAUCACUGAAAAAAAGCCCAAGUUUUGAUGAAAAUCGUCAGGAAAAAACAAUUCCCACAAAUGUUUUGCAAUAGAUCACUUUGAGUCAUUUGGAAAAAAAAAAAGUAAUCGGGCUAUAAGUCUAUUUAAAGAAAACAAACCUUUAGCUCCAAACCCUCUGUCCUACAGUUCAGAACAGAAACAACUGAUCACCCAAGACCUGCGCUUUCUCGCUGACGCCAACUGCGAAACUUCCAUUUUUUGAAGCUUUUUAAGAAAGCACAGAAUUUGGCUUCAAAUAUAACAGUUCUUCCUUCAUAACACAGUAACAUUAUUUCCCGAUGGAACCAAAAUGUUAGUGGUGAUGGAGAAGCAGAGGGAAGCUGGUUACAUUAAUGCAUCCUUUCACCAUCUGAAAAUACGUUAAUAAUGAAUCUACGAACCAACACUAUUUCUUCCUGGAUAUCUGUGUGCCUGUCAAAAGACACUAAACCAGCAUCCCCCUGGGUUAAGCACUCCUCAGCAUUAUCAUUCUCUUACUAGCAGCCUUUCUUCAUUUGGGGGGGGGGGGGGCAUUUUUCAGCACACUUUCCUCUCCUGAGCAGAGUUUAGCUGCACAGACAGCUCCAAACCAGAGCUCCAUGUGCAGGUUCUAUUCACAUCCACAGUGAACACUGGGAGGUGUUUCAGACCAUCGGGGCCCCUGAGGUGAGAAAUUUCCCUAUAUGUGCUUAUUGUAUUCUAGGAAAAACAUUCAGGGGAGGAGGAAGAGGGAGGAGAGGGCAGGAAAGCAAUCUAACGAUGAUUAGUGUAAUGGGAUUUGCUAUUCUUGUCAAUAGUUUAAUCAAUAUAAACAUUUACUGAACCCUCUUA
Messenger RNA from Columba livia (rock pigeon), 2939 nucleotides. RefSeq lists its product as uncharacterized. The record is from RefSeq and is a predicted model, not a curated record. Bases 75 to 695 code for a protein of 206 amino acids. The transcript has 4 exons. NCBI's taxonomy places the organism in Eukaryota, Metazoa, Chordata, Aves, Columbiformes, Columbidae.